AAUAGCUGGUACCGGAAUAAGGUAUUUGGGUCUCCACAACCUUUUACCCCACGAGCUUUUUUUCACCCAAACUAUCAGCUCAGCUGAGAUUUUGCCGUUGGAUAAUCAUCAACCAACACUCAUUAUAGAUUUGACAGUCAAUAAUGGCGGCAACCACAAAAACAUACAUUGUCGAGCACCUCGAUGAGGAGCUGGGCCCAUGGUCCGAGCUCGAAUACAUCGCCAUUGCAGAGGAAUCACAGGGUGCAGGUAGCGCCUUUGUCCUGUCCUCACUGCCGCAGAGCUUUGUCGCGCCCGAAUCACUCCAAGCCAUUCCUGCCUUCAAGGCUGAGAACCGGGGAGUGGAGGAACUGUAUGCUCAGGACAAGACGCGAGUGUGUCUUUUGGAUCCCGCUGCCGCAAAGGACCUCAGCCCGGAAGAUGGUGACAAGUUUGACGUAUUCCUGUUUGGGGGUAUUUUGGGCGAUGACCCGCCAAGGGACAGAACAUCGGAGCUUCGCAAAAAGGGCUUCGAGGGUAGACGGCUCGGCUCGAAGCAGAUGACAACGGACACUGCCGUUCGAGUUACUAGAAUUGUUGCCGAGCAAAAGACUGCUCUCGAGGAGAUUCCCUAUUUGGACUUUCCCGAGCUCAAGUUCAACGACCACGAGAGCACUGAGAUGCCAUUCCGCUAUGUCAAGGGUGAAGACGGGAAACCGAUUAUGCCAAAGGGAAUGGUGGACCUUAUCAAGAAGGAUGCCGACAAGGCCAUUGACGAUCUAUUCUAAUCCUACGAACAACUUGUCCUAGAACCUAGCAUGGUGAUUGUUGUCGAGAAUACUGCUAAACCCAACUCCACAUAAGGAUAAGAUUCUUUGUGCCAAAGGAAUAAAAUGUUGAAAAUUAAUGUGAACAACAAUUGAUCUUAUUAAUGAUACAUAUCCUGACGCCAGCAUUGACUUGGCUGUCUUUCAGGCUGUUGGCACCCCAUCCACCGCUCAUCUAUCCUACAAUCCCCUUUUCG
Molecule: messenger RNA, 1003 nt
Organism: Pyricularia oryzae 70-15
Lineage: Eukaryota; Fungi; Ascomycota; Sordariomycetes; Magnaporthales; Pyriculariaceae
Exons: 5
Coding region: 144-767 (207 amino acids)
Biological process (GO): peptidyl-arginine methylation
Molecular function (GO): protein-arginine omega-N monomethyltransferase activity
Source: RefSeq, a predicted model, not a curated record